Neocloeon triangulifer is the source of this 2326-nucleotide messenger RNA. RefSeq names its product protein lin-9 homolog. Gene Ontology annotation, molecular function: DNA binding. NCBI's taxonomy places the organism in Eukaryota, Metazoa, Arthropoda, Insecta, Ephemeroptera, Baetidae. The transcript has 8 exons. Gene Ontology annotation, biological process: regulation of transcription by RNA polymerase II; DNA-templated transcription; regulation of cell cycle. The record is from RefSeq and is a predicted model, not a curated record. Gene Ontology annotation, cellular component: nucleoplasm; transcription repressor complex. Bases 178 to 1953 code for a protein of 591 amino acids.
AUAGUGCGCCGAGUUACUGCGCAACGAGUCUGCGCCCGUGCGGCGCGUCGCGUUUGAAAAAGCCAGAGGAAGAUGGCGGAUGCCUGACGCUUUUUGCAGUCUUUUCGACUUUGCCACGCUCAUUCGGCCUGAUUUUGCUGCUUGGAGACAAUAUAUUUGUCUUAGCAAUUUCUCACAAUGAGUUCAAAACGGAGAAUGAAGCAUGAACCUGAGGAGGAGGCAGCUCCAUCUCCCAGCACCAGCAAAAAGACGAAAAAAGGUGAAAAGCCGACCCCUGACCUUGCUGCCACUGUGCUGAACAAACGUGGAAUGCCACAGCGCAUUCGUAAGAAAAACAGGCUUUAUGAAAAUGACGAUAUUGUCACUCCAACCAAGCAGUCGCCUAAAAAAGCAACAGCAGUCACUCCUGCGACACCCAAGCCUACCCCUCCAUCUACCCCCAAGGUGACGACCCCCAAGAUUGCCAUGAAAUCCACCCCCAAAGUGGUACCCACACCUCCGGUUGCAUCAACAUCGAAAGAUAAAGAAGAAGUCAAAGAGAAGGAAAAAGAGCCGCCCAAGAAAAAAGAGACCAAGCCUCAGUCAGAGAAAAAAGUCAAAGGUGUUUCAAUCCUCACGUCUGACACAUUUGUGGCCCCAGAUAAGAAGAUUGCACAGAAAAUUGGCGUUCGGCUCAGAAACUUGUUGAAGCUGCCCAAAGCUCAUAAAUGGGUUUGCUACGAAUGGUUCUAUAGCAACUUGGAUAGGCCUCUGUUUCAAGGUGACAAUGACUUCAUGACUUGUUUGAAGGAGUCAUUCCCUCAGCUGAAAACUCGAAAGUUGACACGAGUCGAGUGGUGCAAAAUAAGAAGGAUGAUGGGAAAACCACGUCGGUGCUCCCCAAGUUUCUUCGAAGAAGAGCGCCGUGAGCUGGAGAGAAAAAGAACCAAAAUCAGAGCCCUGCAGCAGAGAAAAGCGUCGACGGAUAUGUCAAUGUUCAAGGAAUUGCCAGAUGAAAUUCCCUUGCAACUCUCCAUUGGCACCAAGGUCACGGCUCGCCUUCGCAGGCCCCAAGAUGGUCUCUUCUCUGGCUCGAUUGACGCUGUUGAUACUUCAAAUAACACCUACCGUAUUACGUUCGACCGACAGGGUCUUGGCACCCACUCUAUCCCCGAUUAUGAAGUCUUAUCCAAUGAUAACCCUGAGAUGAUUUCUGUGGCAAGCAUUGCAGCCCGCAUGCGCCCCAGGUCGUAUAGCAGCCUGCCGUCUGAGAUGACCUCACGCUUGAAGAUGGACAACACUCCAUCAUUGCUGCCACCUAAGUUCAAACCACAGCACGCAGAGAGCACCGGAGGAUUCCCUGUCAAAUUGUUGGAGACAAUUGUCCGGCUGCAAAAAAUUCUGAAAAUCAAGCAGUUCCGUGUCAGCUCCCUGAGAGAAAUGAACUCUGAAGCUGAGCGGCGCGUGUCCAUGGGGAUUCCGUUCCCCCCUGACUUUGUACGACGCUACGCUAUUUCUGUGCUGGAACUAGACAGACUAAAUGUCGCUCUGUCUGAUUUGCUGAAUGCCAUGCAGGAGAAUUGUGGUGAUGGGUUGUCUGUAGACGACACCGUUGGCUCUGCGGUUGCUGUGGCACCUUCUACUUUGCGUCAACUCAGCGAGGAAGAAGCUCGAGUUGUUGUUAUUCGCCAAAACGAAGCAAAACAAAAUCAUAUGGUUAAGAGCGAUAGGGCAGUUCAUCUUAUUUCCUCUUUGACCAGCAUUAUGCUUCAGCUGAAGGGUUUGGUGCUUGCUGAAGGUGACAAUGCAUUUGAGCUGCAAGUGCUGCAAGAAACGGUGGACAAAGUGCGCCAGAUGCUACACCCGUCAUCUUUAAAAAUUUUCCGAGAAUGCGUCGAGGACCCCCUUGACAAAAUCCAGCUGGGUAUGGGACACCGUGGAAUGCUGGCGCCCUUUCUCACCCAGCGAGCCUAGCGAUGAAUCUGAUCAAGAUUUUGCUGAGGCUCGUAAUGACAGUGCUGAUUCAAUUGAUGCAUGAUUGAAUUUCAUGCUAAUAUGGUGUAAUAUAUAAAAAUUUUGAGUCAUGGUGUUUUCAAGAAACUGCAUGUUAUAGUUCAAAAGCGCUGACAUUCACUAUUUAAUUUGUUGAUUUGAUUUUUUUAUUUGCUAAUAAGCAGUUAAAGGAAUAUGUAUUAAAGUAAUUUUGCUUUUGUACAUGCUAAGGUAAUUAUUGUAUAGUACCCAGAUAUGCUGUUAUUUUCAUAUUGCAACCGGUUGAAAAAAAUGUACUUCAAGGGGUCUAAUAAUUGAGAAAAAUAAAUAUAUAUCUAAAUAAUAAAAAAAAUUU